Messenger RNA from Sinocyclocheilus grahami, 860 nucleotides. Its product is annotated as coiled-coil domain-containing protein 39-like. Lineage: Eukaryota; Metazoa; Chordata; Actinopteri; Cypriniformes; Cyprinidae. The transcript is spliced from 5 exons. Gene Ontology annotation, biological process: inner dynein arm assembly; epithelial cilium movement involved in determination of left/right asymmetry; cilium-dependent cell motility. The annotation marks the transcript as partial. The record is from RefSeq and is a predicted model, not a curated record. Gene Ontology annotation, cellular component: axoneme.
AUGCAGGCAGAGAUGAACCAAGUAAUAAGAGAGAAGAAUUAUUUGCUCAAGGAGAGGAAGGACUUCAUGGACCGUGAGAUAGAGAACAAUAAAGAGCUGGAGAGGAAUAUAAGUGCGGCUGAACGUCAGGCGCUUCGACUCAGACAGCAGCAUCAGGAAGAGGAGAGGAGCCAAAGGCGUCUGCAGGAUGAGGUGGAAGUGCUGAAGGGAACUUUAGACCGAACAGCCACAGAUGUGGAGACCACCCGAUCUCAGUUAACCAGCAUGAAAAAGGACAUUCAGGACAAAACAGAGAUCGAUGCUCAGCUGCUCUGGCAGAGAGAGCUCAUGUUCAGAAAGAGUAAGGAGUUGCAGGGACUGCGUGAUAAAGAGAAGAACACCACAGCUGAGAUCUGCGCCACCCGGGCCGCUAUCUCCAACCUCGACAGCAGACUCAGCAAACAGGACCAGAACUUGCUCAAACAGCAGAUGAUCAUUUCCAACCAGGACUUUCAGAUCCAGAUGCUGGAGAGGAAGACUUUACACUUGCAGGGGAAGGUGAACACAGAAGAAAAGGAAGCUCUGGAGAAGAAGGCCUCUGAUCUGGCUGAAGCUCUAGAGGAGAAGAAGAGGACAGCCGUCACCCUCACCACACAGCUGAAGAAACUGCAGGACAGCAUGGUGGAGAAAGGUCUCCUGAAGAUGGAGGUGCAGCGACUGAGAGAUCUGCUGUAUGACCGAGCAGAUGGAGUGCUGAGCCUGGAGAAGAGACGUCUGCAGCUGCAAGUGGCCAUGAAAGAGAGAGAAGAGGAGAUCCAUGUGCACAGAGAGAUGCUCGCUAAACAGGCCAAGCUCACUGAACAGGAGAGACAAGGGCUCAG